This is a messenger RNA of Acanthoscelides obtectus, 452 nucleotides long. NCBI's taxonomy places the organism in Eukaryota, Metazoa, Arthropoda, Insecta, Coleoptera, Chrysomelidae. The record is from the annotation of a GenBank genome assembly.
ACCUGUCUUUUCGUCAUGGAAGGUGGAUUUCCAAGUGAUGCUGUCCUCAGCAAAGUACAAAUUGCAUACUCGUGUGUUUUUUGUAACCACCAAAUCACUACGAGGGAUUGCAUUGAGCCAUCUUUUACGACAGUUUUCAUUCAAUCGAAACGAAAAUACGUGUACUUUCGGACCCUUCCCGUAAUUACCGGCACAGUUAGGAACGCAGCACUUUUAAGGCAUUUUGAAAACUUAGCUAAACAAUCGCGAGACACAAAAAUAAGUUUAAGACAUCAAUAAUUUUCAGAUUACAUAGCAUACAAAGAUACAUAAUAGAGGCUCAGAAUGUGAGGUUGCCACAUAUUCCAAUUUUGAAUAGAAUAUUAGACUUUAUAAGUGACAGAUUGAACUUAAUAUCGAAAAUGUAUUCUUGACAUACUGAGACAGAUCAGAAAGAAUAAUCACAUCAUCAC